Messenger RNA from Varanus komodoensis (Komodo dragon), 2538 nucleotides. It is a transcript of the gene GNMT, whose product is annotated as glycine N-methyltransferase. Gene Ontology annotation, cellular component: cytosol. The transcript has 6 exons. Bases 64 to 948 code for a protein of 294 amino acids. Gene Ontology annotation, molecular function: glycine binding; identical protein binding; glycine N-methyltransferase activity. Gene Ontology annotation, biological process: protein homotetramerization; regulation of gluconeogenesis; one-carbon metabolic process. The record is from RefSeq and is a predicted model, not a curated record. Lineage: Eukaryota; Metazoa; Chordata; Lepidosauria; Squamata; Varanidae.
AGCGAGAGGAGCCGCUCGCCCGCCCGCCCGCCCGGAGCGCGUCUUCAGCGGGCUGCCUCGGCCAUGGUGGACAGCAUCUACCGGACCCGCUCGCUGGGCGUGGCGGCCGAGGGGCUGCCGGACCAGUACGCCGACGGCCGGGCGGCGCGCGUCUGGCAGCUCUACAUCGGCGACACGCGGAGCCGCACGGCCGAGUACAAGAACUGGCUGGUGUCGCUGCUGCGGAGCCAGCGCUGCUGGACGGUGCUCGACGUGGCCUGCGGCACCGGUGUUGACUCUAUUAUGUUGGUCGAGGAAGGAUUCAGAGUCACCAGUGUGGAUGCCAGUGACAAAAUGCUUAAAUAUGCUCUGAAGGAGCGAUGGAAUCGAAGGAAAGAAGACUCCUUCGACCACUGGGUUAUUGAAGAGGCUAACUGGCUCACCCUGCCACAAGAUCUGAAAAAGCCUGGUGAGGGAUUUGAUGCCGUCAUCUGCUUGGGGAACUCUUUUGCACAUCUCCCAGAUUUUAAAGGUGACCAAGGGGUUCAUAAACUGGCCCUUAAGAACAUUGCCAGUAUGGUUCGGCCUGGUGGCAUUCUGGUCAUUGACCACCGUAACUAUGACUACAUCCUGGAAACGGGCUGUGCCCCUCCUGGGAAGAACAUCUAUUAUAAGAGUGAUUUAACCAAGGACAUCACUACAUCUGUACUCCUUGUGAACAACAAACCAAAUAUGGUGACACUGGACUACACACUGCAGGUUCCACCUGAGGAAAAUGAUGGAAGCCCAGAACUUAGUCAAUUCCGUCUCUCUUACUAUCCUCACCGCCUGGAGCCUUUCACAGAACUGCUGAAAAAUGCCAUACAAGGCCCAUGUGAACACACCAUCCUGGGAGACUUCAAGCCGUACACACCGGGCCAGCAAUACAGCCCUUGCUAUUUCAUCCACGUGUUGAGGAAAAUGCCUUGAGGACUCUCCUGCACACCACCUCAGCAGGCAUAUGGUCCUCUCUCUUAUUGCUGGAAGGGCCGGUGGUGUGCAAACCCUACGCACGCAACCGUGAAUGAGCAUAGGAACUGUGAGAACUAGAAGAGGGAGGAACUGGAAGGAGUUCUUUUCCUCCUUCCAUCUUUUCCCCCCUAAGGGUCCAAUCUAGUUAAUCUGCUUUGGGGACUGGAGCAGCUGUUGCUCCAGUCAGUGACCUCUGAGGGCCAGAGGUGGGGACAGCUUGCUCUGGAUCUGAAUCAUAUGCUAAGUUGUGUGGCUGGCUCAGGUGUAUCUUGCUGUUUCUUGAUUAUUUUGCUUCUCUUGCUGAUGUUGCCUGAAUAAUUUGCAUCAAUGUUUGAGAGAAUUUAUUAAUGACUGUACUUGUCUGUGUUUCUUCAGGGAUUGGGAAGAAAAGGAGGGGUGUGGAAACUGCUAAUCAUGUCUUACUAGGACUAAGGAACAUGAGUGUCUCUCCCUGUUUUUAAGCUACAACAUGUAUUUGUGGCAAUGCUGACUGCAGCUAACGGAAGUCAAACAACUUCUGGAGGGACAUGUGUUUCCCAGGCUUGCCUUAAGUUUUGGUUGCCAGAGUAUGGGAGCUUGUGUAUGGGUGUGUCUUUGUCACUGGGGAUCUUGUACAAUUUGCAUUCAUGUCAGCAGGACCUUAUUCAGGAGACCAUCCGGUCUUCGUUAAGGGCCCCCCAAACCUGGAUCCAGCCCUGCUUUUGCAAUUGUGCCUCUUCAGGGCUGGGUCUUCAGAGGUAAAAGAAUGGACUGUCUCACUACUUCUGAGAGGUGCAUGCUGGGGGCAUUUAAAAUUCUUUGCAUAUUUUAAAAAAACCACCCUCUAGCAUAGCAGAAGGAAUGAGUUUAAGGUUACUCCUUUGCCAAUUUACAUGUACAGGACAGCAUUCCAGAAGAAAUCCUCCACUUUUCCUCAAAGAACUGCAGUUAAUUCUAGUGGUAAUGCUAUAUCUUCUUCCUGCUACACCUGUAGAGCAAGCCCAAAGCAAUUGGUUUCCAGUGCUCCACAAAUAUGGCAGUCGUCUUUUUACUGAUACAGUUUUAAAGUGCCUUCCCUAAAGUAAGAGCCCAUAAGAAAACAUGUCUGGUGAGGCCAAGACAGACUGCAUUUCUAUUACUAAGUACUCUAUGAAGCAGGCAACCCAGAUCAAGUGCUUGCUGCUGCUGUCUAGCCAGAGAAUUAGAGUUCAGAUAGUCAAAUUUGUGCAUGAGCUGAACCACAGAUACCCCACUGCUGUUGAUUUUGCAUCAACUGGGUUGCUGAGUUGCUCAAGCAUUUCCAGAGCCUUAAAAAGCAGAAGUAUUCACAAGAAAUCACACAGGAGAAAGGAAGGACAGUCAAGCAAAGCCAAAAUAGGUAAGAGUAGCAAAACCUAAAAAAUUAGAAUACUGGCCCUCCUUCCACAUCUGUGACCACAAAUGAGGCUUCUAUAUGACUCUUAAUAUUGAUAAAGGCAAUGUAGAUUAAAUGAACUUCACAAAAUGGCAAAGAAGCUAUUUGAGAGUAAGAGCAUCUUAUUGCCCUACAAAUAAACAAAUGAAAUCAGA